AUGGAUUCGGUAGGACAUCCGUUAUCUGAGUGUUUUUUAAUGCACUCUGAACAAGAAAUGAACUUAUCGAAGGGGCCAUUGGUGAACAGCAGCAGUGAAGAUAACUCCAAGUCAAGCUACAGUAAAUGCGGCGCGGUCGCCUGGAGGAUGCACCAGAGCUACGAUCCACUAGAGGCCAACCACAUGAGAGACGCACAUGCCCUCUACAACCCCAGGCUUCUCUGCAGAAUGUCCAGUAAGGAGCGUCACCUUGAGUCCAACUGUCCGUCCUCUUAUAUAAAGACUGAGCCGUCUAGUCCUGCCUCCCUGACUGACAGCCUAAACCAUCACUCCCCUGGUGGAUCCAGUGACGCCUCAGGCUCCUAUUCGUCUACAAUGAACGGUCACCCCAACGGCUUAGACUCCCCGAGUCUUUACGGCUCCAACACAGGGCCCCUGGGGCCUGCAGGUGGCCCUGUGUCAAAGCGUUACGAGGACUGUUCGUCAACUAUUGGAGAAGAUUCACAGAUUAAGUGCGAGUACAUGUUGAAUUCGAUGCCCAAGAGGCUGUGUCUGGUGUGCGGGGACAUUGCGUCAGGGUACCACUAUGGAGUGGCAUCCUGUGAGGCCUGCAAGGCCUUCUUCAAACGCACCAUUCAAGGCAACAUUGAGUACAGCUGUCCAGCCACCAACGAGUGUGAGAUCACCAAGAGGAGACGCAAGUCGUGCCAGGCCUGCCGCUUCAUGAAGUGUCUGACUGUGGGCAUGCUGAGGGAGGGUAAGGGAAAAGGUGUUCGUCUGGAUAGGGUUCGUGGUGGGAGACAGAAGUAUAAACGUCGGAUAGAUGCAGACAACAGUCCAUACCUGAACCCACAGCUGGCUCUGCCCCCCAAGAAGCCAUUUGCCUUUGGCUGCCUUGCAGAUAACAAAAUCGUCUCUCACCUGCUGGUGGCCGAGCCAGAGAAGAUUUAUGCCAUGCCUGACCCAACAGUACCAGACAGCGACAUCAAGGCCCUGACUACGCUGUGUGACCUGGCGGACAGAGAGCUGGUUGUGAACAUCGGCUGGGCCAAACAUAUCCCAGGUUUCUCUACGCUGUCCUUGGCAGACCAGAUGAGUCUACUGCAGAGUGCAUGGAUGGAGAUCUUGAUCCUACGUGUUGUGUACCGCUCGCUGUCAUUUGAAGACAAGUUGGUGUACGCUGAGGACUACAUCAUGGACGAGGACCAGUCAAAGCUAGCCGGGCUCCUGGACCUGAACAACGCCAUCCUUCAGCUGGUCAAGAAAUACAAAACUAUGAAACUAGAGAAGGAGGAAUUUGUCACUCUCAAGGCCAUCGCUUUGGCUAACUCAGACUCCAUGCACAUCGAAGAUGUGGAUGCAGUGCAGAAGCUCCAGGAUGUGCUCCAUGAGGCCCUGCAGGACUACGAGGCCUCCCAGCACCAGGAGGAUCCCCGCCGGGCGGGCAAGUUGCUCAUGACCCUCCCCCUGCUCCGCCAGACCUCCACCAAGGCCGUGCAACACUUCUACAGCAUCAAGCAGGACGGCAAAGUCCCAAUGCACAAACUCUUCCUGGAGCUGCUGGAAGCCAAGGUCUGAGGACGGGAGAAUGGACGGAAGGACAACCAGACACCAGUCUGACCCACCUGAGCUUCAACUCAAACUCUCACUUUGAAUGACCUCUUGCUCUUUUACAUGCACACACUCUGACACACACGCACACACUCAGAAAUAUGUCCCAGAAGUAUGUCUGCUGACACAUCACCCUAUGAAGAAACAAAUAACCUAAACCUCUUACCUGAACCCCUGAACCUCCACCGUCUGUGACAAAGGGCGCUCACUUGGCCUUUCGUUUUGGGGGAGAUGCUGACAGACUGACAUGACCCCCCUUUUACCGAGGGAAGAUGAUAAUUCCUUUUAAAACUGUUAACAAUCACUUACCAGUUACCACGGUGACUCUGAACAUUGAAGACGACAAAACUCUUAUGCAUUUAAUAACGAUUAAGAUGUUAUUAAAGACAAACGCUUAAACAAGGACACAUUUAAAAGAAACUCUUCAUUUUAGUCCUGAGAGACUGAAAGACUUCACUCGUGUCUCCUUCCCCUCCCUAUUUCCCCCAACAGAGUUUUUUAAGUGUUCAAGAAGAAGACGAGUGGAGGAAAAAAAAGAACACUAAAGAAGUAUUAAUGACGUUUGUUGUCAAAUUACAUGUACAAUGAAAUUUGGAAGGAUGGACCGUAAAGAAAAGAAGAGGAGAUUUGCCCUGCCAAAGAAUGGAGCUCAUCCAUUCAGAGGACGCCAGCAAACUUAACUUUCACAACCCCGAAACUGUUUCUGCUCUGAUCUACCAGUGGCUUUUAAUGCUGGGCCUCAGAGUGCUGCUGGUUUUCUGCUCACACAGUUCUUUAAAUGUUUCUGGAUAUGAUGAAAACCAGCAGGGCUCAGAGUUUGAUGGACCAGGAUUGGAAACCACUUAAUGGUUCUCCCUAAAUUCAGCUCCUGGUUCCCAUGACUCCCCUACUUCAACUACAACUUAACUAUUUGUUGUAUUUGUUGAGGACCAGUGCCCCUGGCCUCCCAAACCAUCCGUAUUAACAGUGUUUGCACACUCGCCGUGGCUGAAAAUGCUUCAGAUAUACAAACAACAUGAGGUGGGAUUGAUCGACAGAGUUUAUAAGUAAGAAAAAAAUGUUACUAACAAAUAAUGAAAUAAGACCUGUCAUGAAUGGAUUCCUGCUUGUCCAACUGGUAGAUGAAGACUCAGUCCAGAUUCUCUGUGAAGUCAAACUCCCCCCUUGUGAAUGGAUGUCUGUUUGAGACAUUUUCAGCCGCACAGUGGCCCAGGUUUGUAGCUCUCCACACAAACACAAGUCCAUAGAGAUUUCAGUCCGUCUAUGUGCCAUUAAGAAUAGUCCAGCCCAUGCUCAUUACCCAAAACUCCAAAAAACUGCAAAGUAUCACGUCAGUACUCCCCUCCUCGUUCCGUUGCACUCACAACCUCCAGCUCAUCUCUUGUGUCAGUACAGAGAUAAUCUUGUGAUCCACUGAGGGGGUGAUGAGGGAGUUUCAGUCACUCAAUACAAACCAGAGGGAAAGGUGUGCUGACAAAACUGACAGAAGAACAACUAUUGUUCCUUUCAAACUCCUUAUUUUUUCUUUAUUUCUAUCUUAAAAAUAAUCUUAGCAUUGUACCAGUAUUAGGGUUGUAAAUAACUGUCAUCCUGUAUAUGACAUAUAACAUGGCUUUGUUUUUUUUGUUAUUAAUAUUGUCUUCUUAAAACUGAAUCAAUCAAUAUGUCUUUCCUUUUUUCUAUCAGCUUGACCACUUUCAGCAAUUAUCAUAUAUAUAUAAAUAUAACAAGUAAUAAUGUAUUAACAAAAAUCGGCGUUUUCUUAGAAAACUCUGAGCAAUAGUGGUUUUUAACGGAGGGGUUUGUGCAUAUGGACUAAGUCUGCAAUAUUAACAUAAUGUGCCAGUCUUAAAUUCGGGAGAGAGGAAGGGAGAGUUUGUAGCUUCUCUCUGUGUAACUUGCCAUAAGCUAUUAGAUAACAUUCAAUAUUUCCUCUGUUCGAGGCAGCGAGGCAGGAACAAGUACGGACCAUGAGACGUUAAUGCUGCUGGCACGUGAAAGUCGUGUGAAGAAUAAUUAUUACGAGAGCCGAAGAAGUAACACAAGCAGCUAAAAUAUCCAACAUCCAGUUUGAAAAUUACCACACGGUUCUAACGUUAGCACCUUUUCUUGUGGCCAGUCGCUUUAAAUCUAAUUCAAACAAGACAGUUCUUUGUUUAAAAUCAGCUGUCCAGUAAUACAGUUUUUGUCCUAGAGGUAUGUUUCUGUGUGGGGACCAUCAGAAUAACCUGACUGAAUCUGGAUCUGUGCUGAGGGAGAUGGUACUUAACGCAAAAACAAAACAUCAUCCAAACUACAACAGUCGACAGUUUCACGUUAGCUCGCUGCUCCAGUUCUCGCUGUUCAUAGAUGAGUUGGUGUUGUAAUGAUGGAAACCAAUAAUCCUAAUACAAUCUAAAUAAUUAACAAUGAAUAAGUCAGAAAAUGAAAAGUGUUGACCUCUUUAUACAGGUUAAUUACCUUAAUUAAAUUAAGUGGUUAUUGUUGUGAUAUCCACUUUUUUACAUUUUUUUAUUGAACAUUAAAAAUGACUUUUUUAGCGUCAAGAAAUGGAAAGCUGAGCUAACGGGCAGCUGUCUGACAUCCUCCAGUCAGGUGACUUCACUGUUAUGGACUGCACAGCUGACUGAUUACAGCUUUAACAGGUUAAAGGAGUCGAGAGCUUUGUUUUUAUACCAUUAAGUUAUUUGUAAAGCUGAAUAAGAAUGCCAAAACAUGUGAUCCAAUAGAUGGUGUAAUCUAAUAUAAAAUGGCAACUUGUCACAGCGGAGGAGUGCUGCAGUUUUAAGUGUAGUUGAUCUCUAACAUCACACGCUCUCUAUCAAACAUCAGUAUUAUUAGUAAGGGGUAUUUUUCUCAGCCUUCUUAAACAUUGUAUAUUGUAAAUUAUACAGAUUAUAAUUCUAACAUAAGACAUUUUAUUGGAAACAAAAUCGAGAAAAAAAAAGAAAAAGAAAAACAUGUAGUUCAGCCUCGAUGUGUGUUUCAUGUUCGCUGUUUUUUCUAUCAAGAAAAAACCUGUUUUCUUUAAUUUGUAUCUGUUUUUUGUUUUGAAGUCGUCUUUCCGUUCGUUUCCUUUCCUCCUCUGUUGAGUCCUCCGAGGCGUUGCUGUGUACUUUUUUCUUGUGGUGAUUCCCGUUCUUGUGCCGUGUGCUUCUUCUUUAGACAACACGAGUAGAGUAGAGGCCAUGUUGUCUGUCUUGUCGGAUCAGUCCGCUGGGGGUCUGGGUACCGGAUUCUCUCCCAAUGAACCGAACCGGAUAUAAGGCUCUUCUUCUAGUAACUUAAACUAGACCACCAGGAUCAAAUUACAGUAUUCAUCUUUACCAAACUAUACAUUAAUAAUUAAAUAUUUAGUAUCUAAAUGAAGAAACACCAUACAAGUAUUUAAAAAGGGAUCAUUUGUGUAACUUUCCUGUAGAAUAAACACUAUACUGUAUAUCUUUAGGUUUUAAAUAACGAUGAAAUGAAAAGGACAUUUGAGUAAUUCAGAACUGUAGGUGACUCUUUUUUGAUAAACUCGCUGUACAUAACUGCCUUCCAUACGGCUCGGCUCAGUCAUCAUCAUCUUUAACUGUUUCAGCAGUCAAAAAGAGAAAAUAAGAACAUGAAAAACUUUUUUGUGUGUCCUGAUUUCAGCUCAUUUCCAGGAGAAUAUCUUGUUUUACAAGCCAUCGCGCAAGUGAAGGUUAGGACUAAACAUUUUUUGGGAAAUGUUACAGAAAAUUUCAUUUGCACUUGCUGUUUUCUCUUCACCGUGCACUCAUUGCAUUGUGGGACACAUUUCUGCUUCGGCCCCAGUUCUUAUACUCAUUGUACCUCUUUGUACACAUAAAUAGCAUAAAUAAAGAUUCUAGGACUCAUCAGAGGUCUUAAACAUCGACAUAUAAUGUUUUUUAGAGAGGAAGUAUACAUACCAAUUAUUUCACAGGUGCAUAUAUAAGAUACUUGUAAGUGAAAUCCCCGACGACAGAGUUGAAUUUUCCUGUUUUGAUUGUAACUUCAAACACGGGCUCAUUGUCAGGACGAUGGUAAUCCUUACCAUCAUCUGCUGUACAUUAAUCUAAAAACAACUUAUGGAAGAAAGGUGCUCUUUUUAUUACGACUGUUUCUCUUCUGUUUCUGUUUUUAUUUUGAUUUGUCAGUUGUCAAACCAAUCCUGUGUACUUCUGAUCAGUUCGACACCAUGAAAGAUGUCGCACAUCUCCCCGAGGUGACGAAGGCUGAGCUGGAUUUUGGUUUUCAAGACAAACCAAGUUUAAGUUCUGCUGGUAGCAAGCACUGAUUUUGUACAAGUUCCAAAAUGUACAGAAAUAUCAAAAGAUCUGUGUUGAUUAAGCAAUUCAUAGAAGAUGAUGGUCAUGACUAAAAACAGAACAAAUCCACCAGCUGAAAUCUGAAGGGAGGUCGUGUGACUCUUUCAGAGGUUUUGAGAAAACUUUGCUGCUCGUAGCCAAGAUCUGGUUUGGACGUAGGAGACAAAAGGGAUUUCCCUUGAUCAGAUUUUAAUUUUUAAAAAAAAGCAAUAUUUUGAUGACUGUACAAUGACGAGACAAGAGUUGCACUUGUUUGUGUUGAGUUGUACAUCCACAUUCUGUCGUAGCUAUUAAGAUUAUCUUGCAGUUAGUGUUAAAACCAUAUAAAUGACAACAAACCAAACUGGUAUUUUCUAGGUGGAGCGUUGGAAGAAGGACUGUCUGGGUUUUCUGCAGAGCCACUGAUAGAAAGAGUUUGACCUGGUUGCACUUUGCGGCACCACGUUUCCGCCCUCAUCUGGAACUUAGAUCCAUUAGCAGCAAAUACUCGUAUGUAACAAUAGUGUAGCGGGAAAACAGAAGGGUUAUUUAGGCAGGAUCGACCAUCUACCAUGGCUGCCCCUGAAAUCUGCUAAGGCCAAACUGUGUCUAUCUACAGCUCUACAGUGUUUAGUCAUUUAGUUGUAUUUAAUCCCCAAAUGUAACUGCCACUCGUGCUGCAGCUAAACCUGCAGCCUGAAUUUGCAAAUGUGAAGAAAAUAUUGAAGGGAGAGAGAGAGAGAGAGAUGAAACAUUAGGAUACAAAGGAUAUUUAAAGACAAAAGGACCCUUUGGGUGGUGGACGAGUUGUGUUCGAGAGAAGACCCUGUAGUGUUAUUAAGAACAUGUCUGUAGAUUUUAGAUGUGCUUCACAUCAGUAAAUGAAAAAAAAAAAAAAAAAGAAACAAUAACCUGUAUAUUUUUGUGGCGUGUAUCAUACAAGUGUGCUCCAACAAUAAUGUCCAUUUGUGUAAAUGUAUUUAUUUCACAUUGUAUAUAUUGUUCAAUGCAAAAAGAGAGACCUAUGAUUCUGUAACUUAAACUACUAUGGGUUGAAACAUUACAUGUGUUACUCCAGACUAUGCCUUUCAGGAUUAUUACAGUAGAGCAAUAUCAAUUAAAACCAGGCUUCCAGUUUUGACACCUG
Messenger RNA from Acanthopagrus latus (yellowfin seabream), 7053 nucleotides. RefSeq names its product estrogen-related receptor gamma a (gene esrrga). Gene Ontology annotation, cellular component: nucleus. Gene Ontology annotation, biological process: regulation of DNA-templated transcription. NCBI's taxonomy places the organism in Eukaryota, Metazoa, Chordata, Actinopteri, Spariformes, Sparidae. The transcript has 9 exons. The coding region runs from base 1 to 1578 and encodes 525 amino acids. Gene Ontology annotation, molecular function: sequence-specific DNA binding; DNA-binding transcription factor activity; nuclear steroid receptor activity. The record is from RefSeq and is a predicted model, not a curated record.